Lolium rigidum is the source of this 1807-nucleotide messenger RNA. RefSeq names its product probable protein S-acyltransferase 4. Gene Ontology annotation, cellular component: endoplasmic reticulum; Golgi apparatus. The transcript is spliced from 5 exons. Gene Ontology annotation, molecular function: protein-cysteine S-palmitoyltransferase activity. The coding region runs from base 280 to 1698 and encodes 472 amino acids. Gene Ontology annotation, biological process: peptidyl-L-cysteine S-palmitoylation; protein targeting to membrane. The record is from RefSeq and is a predicted model, not a curated record. Lineage: Eukaryota; Viridiplantae; Streptophyta; Magnoliopsida; Poales; Poaceae.
AAGCAAACAAACAAAUUUCUCCCUCGCUUUCCUCAACGCCCCAAAGUCCAAAUCUUGUCCUGCCUGCAACAACGUCUUAAACAACAGCGAGGUACUCCAGAGGUGGCAGCACGGUGUGCGACGCGACCAUCCCAACGACGGCGACAUCAAUGCCAUCGUCAUCGUCCCUGCCGCCGGCUCGCUGGGCUGCAUCUGUCUGUCUCGUCGACCAGAGCUAGGCAGACACAGAAAACUCUCAAAUUCGCCCAUGCUUGAAGCAGCAACAGCGAGCGGAGGAACAUGAUGAUGGUGCCGUCGAUGCCGCCGGAGGUUGAGCCGUCGUCGGCGUCGUCGUCCCGGCCCAAGCGGCUCUACCAGGACUGGAAGGGGAACAACGUAUUCCUGUGUGGCGGAAGGCUUAUACUCGGGCCGGACGCAGCCUCCCUGCUGCUGUCGACGUUCCUCGUCGCUGGCCCGGCCAUCGUCUUCUGCUACCAGAUGCAGUCCAAGUUCUUUCGCUCUAACGGGCAACCACACAUGCACCGGGCUGCGCUGCUGAUUGUGAUCAUCACAACAUUAGUGGACCUGUUCUUCCUGUUCAUGACAUCGGCCAGAGAUCCGGGAAUAGUGCCACGAAACACAAGAGCUCCGCCGCCCGAAGCUGAUGAACGAAACCUCCCUACCACGCCAUCAAUGGAGUGGAGUAUGGGGGGCACCCCGCGGAUGAGGUUUCGUCGGACCAAGGACGUCAUCGUGAAUGGCUUCACAGUGAAGCUCAAGUUUUGCGAGACCUGCCUCAGGUACCGCCCGCCACGAUCCUCACACUGCUCCAUCUGCAACAACUGCGUCCAGAAGUUUGAUCACCACUGCCCGUGGGUUGGCCAGUGCAUUGGACUCAGGAACUACCGCUUUUUCUUCAUGUUCAUAGCCACAUCAACGUUCCUGUGCAUGUCCGUCUUAAUCUUUUCAUGGCUGAAUGUCUAUGGCGAAAGGGAAGACAACGGUGGCUCUAUCUGGAGGGCCUUGCGCAAGGAAGUGUACUCUUUUGUGUUGAUCAUCUAUACUUCCAUUGUUGUAUGGUUCGUUGGUGGCCUAACAGUAUUGCACCUAUAUCUGAUUAGUACUAAUCAGACAACAUACGAAAACUUCAGAUACAAUUAUGACAAACAGGACAAUCCUUACCGGAGGAGCAUCGCAGAAAACUUUGCUGAAGUGUUCUUCACCAAGAUCCCUCCUCCAAUGAAUGACUUCCGUUCACAGGUAGGUGAGGGUGCUUUGGAAGCUGGGUUCUACACUCCAUACAUUGGGUUGGAUGUGACUAGCGCAAGGGAGAAGAUUGAUAUAGAGACGCGAGAGAAGGAAGUACUCGUAGGGGGGAUUCAGAUUCCAACAGUACUGCAGAAUAUAGACUACGGCUCCUUUGAAGAUGGUUCACAUGACAAGAGCAAGAAUGAUGGCAACAGAACAGUUUCUUCUUCUCCAGCUUGGGCACAAAAAGGAAGUGAAGGUGCUGGAACAUCAGUAGCAGCUAUGGAAGCAUGUAAGGAAGAAACAAGCGAGGACGAUGCUAAGGAAAUUAGUAGUGCAAAUACAAGUCCCGCACGAACAUCCACACAAGGUAAUGCAAUAUCUGAUGAUGAGACAGUUCAGCGCGAUACUAAGGAGAAUAACUCUCAGAUAGAAGUUGAAUCUUCCCAGCCCGUGAAGGACAUGAGCUGAUAGGUAUUACUCAUAUAUGUUUUGAGUAUUUGUCCAUAGAUAUGUCCACUGUGAGUUGACCUCAUUCUUUACAAUAUAGAGAAAAAGGAAGUACAGAAAAUACAUUUUU